AUGACUCCAAAAAUUAAAAUUUUAAGUUUUGUAAUUUUAUCAAUACAAAACAUAUUAUGUGAAACUGCCAUCAAUAAAACUAUUCACAUUGGUCCAACUUUACAGAGAACUCUUUUCAAAGCCGAUGAUACUCUGGUACUUUCUAAUGUGAUCUUUAGACAUGGUGACAGAUAUCCAGAACCUGCACAUUUUUAUUCAAAUGAUCCAAAUAAAAAUAGAUCCGUGUUUCCUUACAAAUUCGGCGAAUUAACCAGAACAGGACAAACGCGUAUGUUUAUGAUUGGAAAACAGCUAAAACUUCGUUAUGCAAAUUUUCUUGGAGACACGUAUUACACCGAUCUGGUGGAAUCAACGACUUCCGAUUAUCCACGCACUCAAAUGUCACUGCAAUCUUUGCAUGCUGGGCUAUUUCUCACGAUGAAACCAAACACAAUUCCUGGGUUUUUGUGGAAACCGGUUCCAUACAGAAUUAUUCCUUGGUCUGAAGAUAAGUACCUUGCUGCAUAUAAGCCGUGUUUAGCAAUUCUUCUCAACCUGACGUAUCCUCCAAUACCUCCAGAUGUUCAAGACUUAUUCAACUACGUAAAGAUGCAUACGGGUGUAUCACAAAUAAGCUAUCAUGAAAUGUGGGUGCUGGCAGAUUAUGCAAAAACUAUGAUAGAAACAAAUAUUCCUAUACCCGAAUGGCAUAAGAAAAUAUAUCCGAACCCAUUGGCGCCAUUGUCGGCAAAAUAUUUAGAUAUGUUGCGAAUACAAAAGAGACGCAUUGGUGGUGCAUACCUGGUGAAACGGAUUAGUGACGAUGCACUCGCAAAACGAGACAACACUCUUGUGCCACCAAACAGAAAGUUGUUUUUGUAUUCUGCUCAUGACUUUACUAUAUUGUUUUUGAGAAGUGCGUUGAAUAUUUGGACAGCAGAACCUUGUGAGUAUGGCGCGUACGUUUUAUUGGAGUUGCAUAAAAUUGGACCUGAGUAUGGGUUUAAGGUUUAUUUUAAUAAUGGGUAUACGAAGCCUCAACUUCAGACAAUUCCAGGAUGUGGGACUUUUUGCCCGUUGGAUGAGUUUAUUCAAAUGUUUCGACAUCUUUAUGAACCCCCUCCAAUAUGCAAAUAAUUUUAAGUUAUAUUAAAAAUGAUUAAAAUGCCUAGUUGUGUUUAAUUAUUUUUAUCUACACGACAAUUGUUAUUUUUAAUGAGAUUAAUUCUAUGUGCAACAUGGAAAAUUAUUUAAAUAUUUAUAUGUGUAUUUAAAAAGUUGUUUUUAUAUUUGUCUAUAAACAUUUAGUUACUAAGGACGCAUUGACAUACGUAAAUGUUAUCUUAGAUUAUGUAAAUAAAUACAAUUACACGCAGGUA
Dalotia coriaria is the source of this 1358-nucleotide messenger RNA. Its product is annotated as lysosomal acid phosphatase-like. The transcript is spliced from 5 exons. Gene Ontology annotation, molecular function: phosphatase activity. Bases 1 to 1116 code for a protein of 371 amino acids. The record is from RefSeq and is a predicted model, not a curated record. NCBI's taxonomy places the organism in Eukaryota, Metazoa, Arthropoda, Insecta, Coleoptera, Staphylinidae. Gene Ontology annotation, biological process: dephosphorylation.